AUGUAUCGGUCAUAUCUACCCCUGCUUGCUGUCAUCUCGGCCGCUAUUGCAGCCCCCCAGAGCAGCGGCUUAGAGGGCCUAAGCCCCUGUGCUCAAAGUGCCGCUCUCCUCGCCAUUGGCUCCACCAAUUGCCAGGCCACCGACACCGCCUGCCUCUGCACAGGAACUGCCUUCCAAGAUGCCGUCAAGGCCGGCAUUGCUACCAGAUGUGGCGACGCUGACGUGACGGCCACCGAGGAAUGGGGCAAGACCUUCUGCGCCAACGCCGGCGUUCCCGUACCUAGCAGCUCUGCCACCGCUGCCGAGCCAGAUACCGCGUCCGAGCCAGGCACCGUCGAGGCGACUUCCGUCCCGACCGCUACUUCAACCAGCUGGAACGACUACGAGGGGGACACGGCUCCUGCAAACACGACCACCACCUGGGUGAACGGCACCUGCCACCGCUGCGACGAGGGUCAAGGUGAUGCCACUGCGCCCAGCAACAACACUGCCCCCAACGCUCCCGCACCCACCCCGCCCGUCGAGACCUGCACCGGUGGCUGCCAACAACCUGGCAGCGCCAGCGGCAAUAGCAGCGCUCCCAAAUACACCGGUGCUGCUAGCCAAUUGGUCCCCGCCGCCUUCUCCGGUGCUGCCGCCGUCGCGGCCUUGUUCGCUCUCCUAUAA
Messenger RNA from Cyphellophora europaea CBS 101466, 666 nucleotides. RefSeq lists its product as uncharacterized. The coding region runs from base 1 to 666 and encodes 221 amino acids. The record is from RefSeq and is a predicted model, not a curated record. NCBI's taxonomy places the organism in Eukaryota, Fungi, Ascomycota, Eurotiomycetes, Chaetothyriales, Cyphellophoraceae. The transcript is spliced from 3 exons.